Molecule: messenger RNA, 1812 nt
Organism: Mercurialis annua (annual mercury)
Lineage: Eukaryota; Viridiplantae; Streptophyta; Magnoliopsida; Malpighiales; Euphorbiaceae
Exons: 3
Coding region: 1-1812 (603 amino acids)
Source: RefSeq, a predicted model, not a curated record
AUGAAUAAAAAGAUCAAAUAUGGAGCAAGUAACGAUGUCAUUAAGGAACAUUCAGAUAUUGAUGAAACAUAUCGAUGUAAGACUACAAAGUUGACCAAGGAUAUUCUUGAGUUUAUUCAAUUUGAAGGGGAGUCACUUUAUGAGGCAUGGGAGCGUUUCAAAGAUUUACAAAGGAGUGUCCCCCAUCAUCGGCUCAAUAAAGAGCAUGUGAUCCAAAUCUUCUAUGAUGGGACGACUAUUACUACUAGAGCAACAAUUGAUGCGGCUUCGGGCGGAUCACUAAUGCAAAAGACGUAUGAAGAGGCGCUAGAAUUGGUGGAAAAGUUGGCGAUAGUUAGUAGCACUUGGGGCCCUAUUGAUAGAAGAGCUCCAUCUACUCAAAAGUCGGUAAUGACUCUUGAUCAAGUGAGGGAAAUGGAGGCCAUAAAAGCAACUAAUGCUUCAUUACAAGCACAAGUGGAUGCCCUCAAGAAACAAGUUGCUCCAAGAAACGCACCGGUCGCCUAUGUUCAAGUGGGAUGUGAGCAUUGUGGGGACUACAACCAUAGUAAUGGGGAGUGUUAUGCCACGGGGAAAGCUUGGAGUGAGCAAGUGAACUAUGUUGGAGGCCAAGGGCAAGCUAAUGACCCGUACUCUAAUACCUACAACCCCGGAUGGAGGAAUCAUCCUAACUUUGGAUGGAGAAACCAAGAAGGUCAAGGCAAUGCUCAAGCCUCCAACCAAGCGGGUCCUAGUUUUCAAGGAGGAAAUAGACCUCAAUAUCAACAACAACCACAAGGUCAAUACCACAACAACCAACACCAAGGGAACAAUUAUGGUGGUAGACCACAACACCCUCCCGGUUUCCAACAACCAAGGAACACGGAUGAGGGAAACAUGCUUGCCAAAUUGAUGGAGAAAUUUGAAAAGAUGGAGGUUGAAAAUAGGCAACUUCACAAUGAAAAUAGGCAAAGGGAGAAGAACCAAGCUUCCACCAUCCAUCACUUAGAGACCCAAAUCUCGCAAAUGGCACUUUCGCUUCAAGGUAGACCUCAAGGGGGAUUGCCCUCUACUACGGAAAACAAUCCUAGAGAGCAUGUGAAAGCCAUCAAAGUUGUGGAACUUCGAAGCGGUAGAGUCCUUGAUGUUGAUCAUGAUAAGGAUCUUGAAAAAGCUAAUGGCAAGAGGCCAAUGAUUGUGGAGGUUGAGCCUCAAGUGGUAAUAGAUGUUGCAAGCUCUAGUCAAGAGCUACCAAAGUCGUGUGAGGAGGUGGCUAUUGAUAUUGAUGUUGAAGAACCAUAUGUGAGGCCACCACCACCACCACCUUUUGUGCCUAAAGUACCAUUCCCAAGCCGGUUGAGAAAGGCUCCGGAUAAUGAAAAGUUUCAUAAGUUUCUUGAAAUAUUCAAGAAACUUCAAAUAAGCAUGAGCCUAGGGGAUGCCUUGCGAGAGAUGCCCCAAUACGCUAAGUUCUUGAAAGACAUAAUUAUGAACAAGCGAAGUUGGGAACAAGGCGGAACAAUUCCUCUAACGGAAAGUUGUAGUUCUAUUAUCCAAAGCAAUCUACCAACCAAGCUACAAGAUACAGGGAGUUUCACGAUUCCUUGCUUAAUUGGCACUUCUACUUCUCUUAAUUGUCUUUGCGAUUUAGGUGCAAGUAUAAAUCUAAUGUCGUUGUGUCUUCAGGGAAAUAUGUGGAAACCAACCGAUAAAACAAACUUCCAUGAUGCUCCAAUUGGCCGACCAUUCGCUCAAGAGACCGCACGGGGUUGCGGAAGACGUGCUAGUAAAAGUGGGCAAGUUCAUCUUUCCGGUGGACUUUGUUGUGCUUGA